Messenger RNA from Procambarus clarkii (red swamp crayfish), 4868 nucleotides. RefSeq names its product superkiller complex protein 3. Gene Ontology annotation, cellular component: Ski complex. Gene Ontology annotation, molecular function: protein binding. The record is from RefSeq and is a predicted model, not a curated record. NCBI's taxonomy places the organism in Eukaryota, Metazoa, Arthropoda, Malacostraca, Decapoda, Cambaridae.
GCCUGGAAUUUCAAAAUGGCGUUCAAACGGCGGUUGGUCGUUGAAAGCUCUGCCAGUACCGUCGCUGCCGCCAACGCGACAACAUGUACCGCUGAUUUCCGACAUAUGCAACAUUGCUCCAGAACCAUGGCAGAGGCCAAGAGUGCAUUGAAGGAGGCCAAGAAGGCUAUGAAGGAAAAUGACUUCGAGGCAGUUAGUAAAUAUUGUAAGAUUGCUCUUAAACACGAUCGCAAGAAUUACAAUGCCCUGUUAUUGUUCGGUCGUGCAUGCCAAGAGUUGGGCAAACUGGAGGACUCUAAAAAAGCACUCAUGAUGGCAACACAGGUAGACCCUGAAAGUCCUGUGGCCUGGCAGGGACUCGCUGUGCUCUGUGAGAAACAACCGGGCAUCACAAAUCGAGAUGAGAGCAUUACAAUAUAUACCAGACUUACUGACAUUGUCAAAAAUGAUGACGAGAAAGUAGACAACGUUUUUCGAAAAUUAGCAACACUGCAGUUAGAAAAAGAAGAGCCUGUUAGUGCUGCAGUCACUCUGCGGAUACUUGCCAACCGAUUAACGGACAAAAACAAAGUCAAAGAAGCCUGGCGGAGCAUCACACACAUUCUCUCUGGAGUCAAGGACUUGCCUGAAGAGCAUGCACCAAAGCUACAAGAAGCAUUGGAGAACAUCUUAAAUGAGUCAGUCUUGGGAGAAAAUGAAGGGAAUUAUCAGACAUAUCUGCGACUCUUGUAUCGCACAAAACAAGCAACAAAGCUCGUUACAGCAGCACAGAAAAUGGCUGAAAUAUUUCCCACAUAUUAUCCUCUGGAAUGGAUCUGCCGUAUGUAUGUUGAGAUGACAGCAACUGCAAGCGAAGAGGGAGAGUUCCCACUGAACAGAGAAGAAAUCAGCAAGUACGUACUCAAACUACUAAGCCUGAACAAGGCAUCUCCAUGGGGCAACCUAGCACAAGGGAUUUGUUAUGAACAAGAUAACCAGCACAUUGAGGCCAAGGCUCAUUUAAGAGUCGGUGCUGAACGAGUUGGAAAUAAUCUCCUUGGAUGGAAAAUACUAUUAAAUGUCCAAGAAGCAACUAAUGAUUGGUCAGGUGUUGAAGUAACUUGCAAGAGGUCGCUCAAAAUAAUGGAAGAGGAUCCGAAUGUCACAAUACCAGAUAACGAAGAGUUUGAGGCAUAUCGGACAAAGUUGCUACUAAUGCAAGCUAAGGCUUUUGUGUACAUGGGACACAAAAAUCACCUACGACAGGCAGUUGCUCUCCUGGAGAAGUAUGCAUGCACAAGUUUAGACUGUGGACUGCUGCUAGUCAAAUCAAGAAUAAAAUUGCAAGAAUUUGACUUCGCAGAAGAUGAGCUUAUACAGCUUGAGGAUGCCUUUGGACAACAUUUUCAAUUGAAGCUUCUCUCAGCAUGUCUUCUUCGAGCUCAAGGGCAGAAGCAGAAGGCAUUGAGACUCUUGGAAGAGCUUGUUCAAGAGCAGCCUGACUGUGCAGAAGCUCAUCUGGAAUUGGGUCGUGUGUAUUUUGAAUUAGGAGACCUCAAGAAAGCUCAAAUAUGUUGCAUGAGGGCUGGGAAACUGGAUUCAAAGCUUGGACAAGCUUUUAUGUAUUUGGGUCAUUUCUUCCGCCGCCAGGAUGUCAUGGACAAAGCUCUCAAAUGCUACGAGAAAGCUUUAUCUCUAAACCCAUGUGAUGAUGAAAUUGGAGCAUCGCUAUCGGACAUGUACAGAGUACUUGGGAAAUAUGAAGCAAACAUUCAUCUGUUGCACCGAAUUACGAGUGAAGGUGGGCGUGCUUCCUGUGGGUGGGCGUGGCUCAGACUCGGACUCCAUCAUCUUGCUUUACAUAACUAUGAUCAGUCUAUUCAGGCCUUUCAGUGCACCCUCAAAAUUAAUCCUGAUGACAGUGCAACCUACGAGUGCCUCGGAGAUGCAUACUUGGCUCGCGGUGCUCACUCAGCAGCUCUCAAGGUGUUCACGUAUGCGUCACAACUGAAUCCUGGGGCUCUCUAUCCUCUGUACCAGAUUGCUCACAUCAAGCAGAUAGUUGGGGAGAACCUGGAGGCAAUAAACGAUUAUGAAGCUGUGCUGAAGCGUGAGCCUAUAAAACCUGUGGAAGUUGUGUCUCUGAUCGGGCUCGCCGAAGCUCUUAUAGCAAUUGCUCGGAAAUAUUAUGAGCAGUUUUUCCAUGCAAAUGUGAAGGAUGCAUGCCUCCGUGCCAUUGUUGCUUUAAUGAAGGCUGCCAGAAUAAAGCCAGAGAGCUCGUGCAUUUGGAAGUUGAUGGGCGAUGCUUGUACUCUGCUUCAUCCUGUGCCAGUCUCGCUUUCCAGGUUUAGGGUUCCUGCAAAGUUGGUUAACAGGGAAGUUAAAGAUUUAGAUCAAAUGCUUCUGGUGGAUAAACUGGAGAUACUGCAGUUGGGUGCCAGGUGCUAUGGAGUGGCCCUUCAAAUAACAGAUGAUGCAGCACUCUGGCAUGAUUUAGGAGUCAAUACUUAUUUGCAAGGGAAGAUCUUGGAAACAGGAAAAGAAGGGGAAAGCGAUGCAGCCAUUAAGGACUUGAUGGAACGCUCUCUUAUGGCUCUAAGAAAAAGCCUCUCUAUGGAUCCUUUAAAUGGAAUGACUUGGAAUUCUCUUGGCAUUGUUGCUGCCCACAAAAUGGCGGGUGAGUAUGCUCUAGCUCAGCACGCUCUGAUCAAAGCGUGCCAGUGCCAGCCCAGUGCAGUUACAUGGACUCACCUGGGUGCUUUUUACCUAACUCAGGGGGAGGCUCAUCUAGCUCAUGAAGCCUUUUCCCAAGCACAGGCUUUAGAUCCUUCCUUUGUUACUUGCUGGGUUGGACAGGCCCUUGUUGCUGAGAGUGUGGGCCAUUCUGAAGCAUUUGAUCUCUUCCGUCAUACAACCUUGCUUGGCAUUCAAUUAGAAAGUUGUAUAGGCUUCACUCAUCAUGUAACGGACAUGGCAUGUGAUUCCAAGAAGCAAAGUAAUGUGCGUACUCAGCAGGUUAUUAAGCAGUCAACCCCAAGUUCAACUGACUGUAUGGUUUUCUAUUCUCGAGAAAGAGAGGAAGAUGUUGUGGGGCUGAACAUGACGGGCUUGAUGCUGGAGAUGAUGGGACUGUACCAGUCGGCGAUCAAGGCUUAUGAAACGGCACUACGCAUUGUUCGACAGAAUGAGGCAGAAUCAGUGGAGCGUAUUGAUGGUAUACGCUGCAACCUUGGCAGAGCUUUAACAGCAUUGGGGAACGUAGAAGAGGCUAUGGUUCAAUUUAAGGCUAUUAAGAAUCCAGAUUAUUUCACUCAGUGUGGCCUAGCACUUGCAAGUUUGAAAGCGGGCCAAUUUGAAGAUGCAUACAAUGGCUACACUGCUGCCCUUCACUGGCUAGCUCCUGAUGAUACUCAAAAGUCACAUAUCCUAGUGGCUUUGGCAUCUCUCCAGUACAAGUUUCAAAAUACUGAUGAAGCUAAGAAGCUGCUUUUCCAAGGGUCACAGUUGAAAGGAGCAUCAGUACAUGGACUCCUGGCUCUAGCAGCUCUGGGUCUCAUUUCUGGUGAUGCAGUGCUCACAAGUGCCGCCAUGGCUGAACUUAAACCAUAUGAACAUCACAAAGAUCACCUUCAUCAUGUGGCUUUCUUGAGAGCUGCAGGAGCUACUGCACGGGGAAACACAAAAGAAGCAAAGUCAAUCUUGAGUCGUACUGUCCACCAGCACCCAUCUAGUGCUCCACUAUGGAGGUCAUUGGCCCGCCACCUCCUGACCACUUCAUCAACAUCUAGCAAGAACGCCAGUGGCCAGUGUAGAGCAGCAGCCACUUGUGCGUCUGCUGCAACCAAACUUGCCCAGACAGCAGGAGAAAACACAACCAUUGCUCAGGAUGCUGUAACAAGUGUGAUGGCUACCCUCGGAUUUGAUGCAAGCAUUCGAAGAAAUUCCCAAAACAAGACAAGUUUAAGACAAGCUCAGCGAGCAGUGCUUAUGUGCCCUGGUUCUCCCGAGGCAUGGGCGAUGCUCAUGGCAGCACAGCUUGUUUCUGGCCACGCUCAGACUGUAGCACAUCUUGGUCCGCUGGCCAAAAUUUUGUCUCAAGAAGGAUCUUCUCAGAUAUCUACAUGGCUACAAACUGUGUCGUCAAAGAUGAUCAAGUGACUCGGGUGUCUUGGAUAUAUUUAUUGUUGAAUUGUUAAAACUCAACACCAGGUUUAAUGACUUCGUAACUUGAUAUUUCUUGAUGAAGUAUGAACCAUUGUUAUGAUGAUUCACCUGGCUCAUACGAAUAGAUGAUUAUAGAACUUAAUUAUGCCACAAUUAUUGUUGUACUGCACAUAAAAUACAUUAUCAUAUAAAAUUUCUAAAAGCUGUUUUUUGUUUUCGUAUAAAAUACACUUGUAUAAUAUUUUGUUUGCACACAACUAGUCAUUGACAGAGUUCUUAGCUUUAUAAAGAUGAAUUUGAAAAAAAAUAUGUACCUACUGCAAUAAAAUAUUUGCAUACAAAUACUGUAUGAAUGUUUGGUUUAGUUGAUGCCUCACGUGAAUGCUAAUGUUAAUCUUUAUGCCAUAGUUCAAUCCUAGGUUUUUCUUUCCCUUUUGAUCCUUUUAGCAUUCAGGAAUUUAUUGCAUAUUGGUAUUCGUGGAGAAUUUAUCUUUACCGUAAAAAUUUUCAACUUUAAAAUUAAUUGGAUAUCAGCCACAUAAUAUAUCUUGAUGAAUAUUAUUAUGUCUGAUUAUAAUGAACUUGAUUAUAACAGGUCUAUAUUAAUCUUCAAAAAAAUUGUAUAAAUUAUUUUACCAUAUUAAUCCUAAAUUUAUAUUACAUUAUAAUUACCAUUUCCCACUUCCUUGGAGUGGGGAAGAUGUGAUAUUAAAUAUACAAACUGA